AUAAACACCGAACUGCCGAUCUUUGCUCCGUCCCACCUGCUCCGCUAUGGCGCCCAUCGCAGCUCGGGCACUUUCACUCGCGCUGCUCUCGCUCUCCUUGGCCCGCGCGGCGCGAGGACCGCUUUGCUCCUGCGAUUGCUGUGGCGUUGCACGCCGCCGCGCUGAUGAGCGCACGGAUCCGUACGAAGGAAUGAAGUGUGCACCCGCAGAGGGCCACAGCCCAGAGCUCUGCGGCAGCCAAUGUCGACCCUCCAAGGAGGUUUUAGGCUUCCUGGCCAAGGAGGAGCUCUUGGACUCUGCACGCUUUUGCUUCUAUGAGUGCAAGCCUCCGUUUGGUGCUGCCUUGGCCGCGCAAUGUUUGCCCCUGAAAGCCUCCGAGCUGAAAGAGGCGCUGGACAGCGAUGGCAACGCCAUGGAUCCGGCCUUCCUCUACGCGCGCCGCGACGCUUCGUCCACGGCGCUCGCUGCCGAGCCGGUGGACGAAGCGGACGCCGACGACGGCAAGGCCAAGAAGCUGGCUUUGAAAGGCCGAAAAGCCGUGAAAGAGCUGAAGAAUGCCACGGAGGACGUGAAGGAUCUUUGGGACUCGGAUGUGGCCAAGGAGGCCCACGCCGCCGACCCGCUGGCCGCAGCUGGCCGCGCGCGGGACGCGGCGGAGGAGGCGGAGGAUGCGGCGGUGCAGGCGCAGCGCGAGGCCGAGAGAAGCAUCGAGGCCUUGAAGACUGGCCGCAACCGCACGUGGAUGGCGGCCAUGUGGCAGGCCAACGAGGCCCUGAACUUCAUGAAGCGCAACGACUUCAGAUUGGCCACGGCGCAGCAACAAAGCCACACCCCCAUUGCUUGGCGCUUCCGUGCAGCCGAGGCGGCUCGCACCGCCGCGGCACCCUACUUGCAGGCCCAUCAGCACUAUGCUGAGACUGUUCCCAGCCUCCAGCGGCAGGCGGCGCUCCGGAGCAGUGAGGAGGCGCAACGCCUGCAGCGCGAGGCUGAGAGGUUGAGCACACAGGCCUCGGUGCUCCGUCACCGGGGCGACGCCUCGCGCGCGGCGAUCGUCGAGCGCUCCGCCCAAGCGCUGCAACGGCGCGCAGAGGCGGAGGAGCUCACCUCCCAAGAACAUUUGGAUGCUGCCAGGGCCAGCCUCAAAAAGAGCGAAGACGAAGGCUUCAUGGAGCAUGCUCAGGUGGCGGCAGAGCAGGCGGUUCAAGCGGUGAAGCUACCCAAGCGUUACCAGUUGGCCUUGGCACCAGAUCCCUUGCGCAACUGGGCGCCCACGGCACCACAUCCGCUGCCCUGAUGCCAGGCCUGCUCACUCCGCCCUCAGCGUGGAGGAAAAUGUCGCUGUUUGGGUGGAGGGGCUUCUGCUUCGGGCGUUCCAGGUUGGGAGGUCGGUCAAAUUUGGAAUGGACGGGUUCAGCGAGCUGGGGGGGGGGGAAAGGUUCCCCGAAGAAUCGAGCGAGCUGGGGCGGAUCCAUUAGGAUUUUGAAGAUGUUUUACGCCUGAAUGUAAAUCUUCCGUACAUGGAUUGUCAGGGUCCCUGGGGUCUUAAGAAGAUCCGCAAACUUCGGACAUUCACCGUCGAGGUGCAAGCCCUUAGAACAGUAGGUCGAUUCUACACACCUUGAUCAAUAGGGACCUUUAAGAUUCUGCUUCAUACAUCAUCAUACCCCGACCAUCCAUGGGACUGAAAUCUGUUUACC
This is a messenger RNA of Durusdinium trenchii, 1697 nucleotides long. Lineage: Eukaryota; Dinophyceae; Suessiales; Symbiodiniaceae. The record is from the annotation of a GenBank genome assembly.